AUGGCGUAUCCCCUGCAGGUGGGGCUGGACAGCGAGGGUGCCAGGAGUGCUGUAAGCGGAGUUUCACGUUUGGGACAGGGUUUCGACACUUCCGGCAGGAUACGUCAUUGUUUGUACUGCACCUACAGUACCCCAGUUACCACCAAUUUGAAAAGUCAUCUGCGAACUCAUACUGGAGAGAAACCUUUUUCCUGUACACUCUGUCCAUAUCGAGCCACCACGAAAGUCACACUAAUGAGACACAUUCGUACACAUACAGGGGAAAAACCUUUUGCUUGUGAUUUGUGCUCAUACCGUGCCAUUCAGAAGAGCACUCUUAGAUACCAUGUUUUGAAUACUCAUAAAAAAAAACUUGAAACAGUGGAUAAAGUAAGCAUGAUACACGUUUUUUUUUUUUUUCAUUUCAUGACUGAGCAAGAUGGGUGUUCCCCACAGGUAGUUCUGGACAGUGAUGGACUGAUGAAUACAGGAAGAGGAGCAUCAGGAUACGGGAAAGGCUUCACUUCCACCAGUAAGAAGCUGUAUAUGUGCCCUCACUGUCCAUAUGUGUCGAAUGUAGCGACCAAUUUAAGGAAUCACAUGCGCACUCACACAGGUGAAAAACCAUUUAGAUGCUCAUAUUGUUCUUAUUCAGCCAUUACAAAGGAUAAUCUUAAGAGGCAUAUUCGUAAUCAUACUGGUGAGAAGCCAUUUGAGUGUAAAGUGUGCCCCUAUCGGAGUGCUGACAGAAACACUCUGAUGACUCAUAUUGUAACACAUCAUCAAUAAAGAAAGUUAGACUCCUUAAGAGAAGAAUUAGCAGUAUUUUCUAAGCAAGGUCUAGGAGAUUAUUGUGUUGAUUUAGAUUGAUUUUUUUUUUUUUGUUAUUAGAACUAAGUGCAUAGUUUUUUGUUGAUUUACUGUUUGGUGCGAUAUUAUUGGAAUCACAAUAUCCUUGAAACACUAAGGUCUUUAUUUUUCACUGAAAUGUACAAUAUUUCAAAAUAAAAAUAAUGAAUAUUAAAUUGUAUAUGUUUCCUGUUAUGAUAUACAAAAGCCUGAAGGUGCAUGCCUGUACAUAAAUUGUCAUGGACAUGUAGUUUCUAAUGUGUAUCCCUGAAGCCUUGUUUGAUCUUCUCAGAAUCUAGAUUAUUUUUCCUCUUGUGAACCCUCAUGGAAACUUACACGUACACCCCCAGACAUGUUACCUAGCCUGAUCCUUUAUAAAUGUGUUUUCCAACAUUGUGCAGUUUUUCUCUAUAUAAUCUUAGGUUAGUACAGUGGACCCCCGCAUAACGAUUACCUCCGAAUGCGACCAAUUAUGUAAGUGCGUUUGUACGUGUAUGUUUGGGGGUCUGAAAUGGACUAAUCUACCUCACAAUAUUUCUUAUGGGAACAAAUUCGGUCAGUACUGGCACCUGAACAUACUUCUGGAGUGAAAAAAUAUCGUUAACCGGGGGUCCACUGUAUAUACAUAAUGUUUUUCAGAACUUGUUAUUGGAUAUAUCAUUUUAUUCUGGAUAACCAUAACACAGAUUUUACUUGAAUAGGUUUAUUUUAAGAACACAAACCUCUGUACUGUACAAGGAUUUUUU
Molecule: messenger RNA, 1574 nt
Organism: Cherax quadricarinatus
Lineage: Eukaryota; Metazoa; Arthropoda; Malacostraca; Decapoda; Parastacidae
Source: RefSeq, a predicted model, not a curated record